Messenger RNA from Paramecium pentaurelia, 3731 nucleotides. The record is from the annotation of a GenBank genome assembly. Lineage: Eukaryota; Ciliophora; Oligohymenophorea; Peniculida; Parameciidae.
AUGAAUACAUACAGCUCUGUUAAGUAUGACAGUGUAAUACAUUUAGAUCCUUCGACUCAUAGAUUCAGGGAAGAAGAAUGUAAGAGCCAAACAUAGCAGUUAUGCAUCAAAGACAUUAACAAACUCCUAAGUAUCACUCUCCUGAAUCACAUUUGGAUAAUUUUGUCAAUUUAAAAGUAGUAGAACCAGCAAAGACAUAAAAGAAGAAAAAACUAACUUAGGGAUUGUAAGGCAAACCAAAACCAUAGACUCAAUAGAUUAAAAAACCUGCGCAGUAAUCAGUGUCUGUGAAGAAAUAAACUAAAAGGGCUGUUUCUCCAAAGAAAAAGAAAGCUCAUACAGUUGAUUCAAAGAAGCAAACUAAAGUGAUUAAGCCAUCAUAAUAAUAAAGAAGAGAAGAAUUAGGUUUAGGCAAACUUAAUGAAAAGUAAAUCAAACAACGAAUAAGUAUUAUUCAAAUUUAAUUAGAUAAAAUCAAAUCAAAAACAAAAAUAGUAGAACCUUUGUUGAAGAAGAAAAUCUAUCAACCAAAUCAUGAGAUUUAACAUUACAUGACACAAAAGAAAGCAAUUGACAAUACAACAAGCAUGCAAAAAUAAUUGAUAUCUCUAUUGGAAAAAUAAAGAAAGUAAGGCAAUCCAAUUAACAAGAUUGGAGAAUCUGGCCAAGUUGAAUGAGUCGGUUAAAGAGAUUUUCAAAAAGUGUAAAACCUUGGAGAACUCACAACCAUAAACUCCAAAAGUGACAAUGAAGAAAAAGAAAUUUGAUCCAUUAGAGAAUGAAUAAAGAAAAUAACAACCUAUGGAAAUGAAAAAAUAUAAAGAAGAUAGAAUAAAAGGAGAAUCUAAAAAAUAUCAAAAUGAAGAUUAAAAGAAAUUGAAAAAAUAAUAUGAGAAUCUUAAUUAAAGAUAUCAAUAAUUAAAAAACCCUGAUUUUAAUUAAGAUGAAAAUCAAUAAUAUAUUUAAGAAAUUGAAGAUGAAGAAUAGGAUGAAUAGUACUCUUAAAUUAGCGAAAAUUAAUUAACAAAUUUGAUAGUUGAGACUUUAUCUAAAAUACCACCAACUAAAUUCUUGCGUGAUAAAAUUUAAGAGAUACUUAAAUAGUAAAAUGAUUUAGACCCUAAUGAACUCACUACUUAAGAUUAUUUAGUUUUGUAAUACCAUUUUAUGAAUGAGGCUGCAACUAAAUUAUAAAGUGUUUGGAGAGGUUUUUCUAUCAGAAUGUAAUUACUUCAUGAAUUGUAAGAAAUGUUAGAAUAAUAAAAUGAGGAUGGGGAUGAAACAGAAGAUUAAAAUGAAGAAUCUGAUUUAAAAGACAAUUUGAGAUAUGAAUCACCAUCAUUAUUAAUAAAAUAAGAAUAAACCAAAGGUUUAUAAAAAAAUGAAUUGAAAGUAUAAAAAUAAUAAUAGUAAGAUGGAAUGAUUCAAUAAUUAAAUUAACAUAACCAUCAUUAAUAAUAAAUAUAUUCUUAAUAGUAAUAUUAAAAUGAAUAAAAAUAAUAUAAAUAAUAAUAAUAAUAAAAACAAUAAUAACAAUAAUAACAAUAAUAAUAACAAUAAUAAUAAUAAUAACAAUAAUAGUAAUAAUAAUAAUAAUAAUAAUAAUAAUAAUUACAAAAAGAUAUAUUAUUUUAAAAUAAAAAUAGAUAUGAAAAAAAUCUAUCUGAUUAAACUGAUGAUUUAGUAAUUAUUUAACAACCAAAUAGCCCUGCUAAUUAAGAGAUGUAUUUCUAUAAUCCUUUUGGAUAAAAUGUUCAAUAAUCCUUAGAAAAACAAAUUCAUUACUCUAAUAUCAAGAGUUCUGUUGUAAGUGAAGAAGAUCAAAAAAGUGCAUUGUCUCAUUCUGUAAUUUAGUAAAUUUAAUAAGAAUUAGAAUUAUGGAAUAGUUAGAUUGAAAAUAUAAUAAAAUAAGGUCCAGAAAAAUAAGCAUUUGCAAAUGUAAAAUAAUAAAUGUCACAAACAAUAUUAAAUAUUGUAUCAUAGCAUAUGAAAAAGUAGAAAGAAACAAAGACACAUGAAAGAAGGGAUUCUGAAUAAUCAGUUGAUAUGAGAGUUAGAAGUUAAUUAGAAGCUAAUAAUGAAAAAACUUUUAAUGAUGCUCGCAAAAGAUUGUAAAAGACCCAUGAAAAUAGUGAAGAUCGAUUACAGUUAUCUUAAAAAGAGAAUGAUGUCAAUCGAUCUUCAUUAAUGUCAUUACAAUCAUAAUUAAUGAAAAAAGAAACUGAAUUGUUAAAUAUGAGAGAAGAGGCUAUUAAUUUGAGGUAUAAAGCAGAACUGAAAAAAAUAUAAGAUGAUCCAAUAAAAAAAUAAGAAUUAGAGAUUUGGCUUGAAAAAGAAAAGGAGGAUUUAAGAAAUACAAAACAAGCAAUAGAAAAUAGUAGAAAAAGGGAAGCAAAAGCAAUUUAAAAAAUAUAAAGGGAUUUAUAAAUUGUGUAAACUUUUGAUGAAAACAAUCCAAAAUUAUAAAGUUUAAAAAAAUAAGUAGAUGAAUAACUUUGCUAAAGUAGUAAUAUAAAAUCCCAAAAAUAAAUAGGAUCAGAUAUCAAGAUUAUUAAUCACUUUGAUGUAGAAUAGCAUGAUGAUUUGGAUGAAAUGCCAGAAACAUUUUCAGAAGAUCUUUAAAAUGAUAAUUAAGAUUAAAGGAGUUUGAUGAGACAAAAUAUUAUAGAAUCUGACAAAUAAAUAGAAACCUAUUAGACAUUAAGUGCAAUAACAAAUGAUAUUUUAGAUGAAAUAGUUCAUAAUUUGACAGAAGGUAUUAAUAUUUAUUUUAAUCCUAGAAUUAUUACUUAAUAAAGAUCAUUUUGAAUUUAUAAUCUCAAACUUAAUUAGUCAAUCUAUAAUUCCUUAAUUACCUACAUCAAUCAAAGAUAUCAAGGCAUAUAUUAAAGAUUUAUUUAAAUAUGUAUUAGAAAAUCAUAAAGAAGAAUUGAUUAGAAAUCUAAACAUUCCAUAUGGAUUUACUCCUUUUAAAAGAAUGCAACUUAUACAUGGAUAUGACAAUGAUGGUGAAGAAAUAGAGGAUGAGUUUCAUUAGAAUGAAGAUGAUGCUUAAAUUGCAUUUCCUUUAAAUGAAAGACUAUUCUAAGAAUUUGAAUCUUAUAGAAUACAGCUUGAGAAUUAACCUAGUGAUAAUUUAUAAUAUGGAAUGAAAGAAUUAGAACAUAUACAUAAUAAAGCUGUCUUUGAUGCAUGUAAUGAAGCUUUGAAUUAUGAAAGACCCAACUUUUUAAGUAAUUCUAUCUUUUUAAUUUUAGACUCUGGUUUACCAUAUCCAUGGGAAAAUAAAUAAAAUAAAUUAAUCAUUACAAAUGAGGCUUUAGAUGAAAUUCUGAAAAAUAUGGAAGCCAAAGUUAUUAAUUGGUCUGGUACACUUGGAGGAUUUUUACCAAUAGAAGAUGAUUCAUAAGUACCAGAAGAAAAAUAAGAAAUUCUUGAUGAAAAGAACUAAUAGAUGAUGAUUCAAUAAUUACAUUAAUUAGAAAAUCCUUUAUUGUUUGAUUCAUAAUUGUCUCAAUAAAUGUUUGACAAUAUAGCAUAAAUUAGAGAUGAACGAUUAUAUAAAAUGCUAAUAUAAGAUGUUAAUAUAUUCUAAUUAAUUUUAGAUAAAAGAAAGUGAAUUCCGAUGGUACUUAUUUGAAGAUGAUAGAACAGAAUUUUUAAUGGAACUUGGUGAUAUAAUAUUUGAAUAGUUAGUGGAGGAAAUGGCAUCAGAAUAACUCUAAUUAUGA